AUGGAACACGAAGGAGAGGAAUUUGAAGAGGUUCACUUUGAAGAUGAUGGUGAGGAGCCGAUGGAUUCCGACGGAGAAAUGGACGAAGCGGAUGAUGGAGACCGAGACGCUCAGUAUGGAAAUGAUGGAGAGGAAAUUGAAAAUGCGACGUACAUCUUCGACCGUCAUUCGCAGCCCGUUCAAGUCGUCAUGGCCAGCCCGUGUGGUCGUUAUGUUGCAACUGGUGCGGAGGAUGACCGUGGCUUUGUUGUUGACACGACCAAUGGCGAACUCAUGAUUGCCUUUUUUGGACACAAAGAAACGAUUUUCGCCUUGGCUUGGAAUUGCGACUCUUCCCUCGUCGCCUCGGCCGACUUAUCCGGCGAGGUGAAGGUCUGGUCGUUGAAAGAAAAGAAGAUGGUUUUCAGCGCGAACGAAGGCGGUUUCGACAACGGCUACGGAUUCGUCAAGUUCCAUACAGUAGCUCCCAACGCUCUCCUCGUCGCUCUGGAGGACGGGAACAUCUACAUGUACAACGUCAAAGACGGCAACUUCAAAAUGUACACAGGUCCCGUUGGGGUCGCGUGUCGCGCUGGCGAGUUUAUCGCUGACAAUAAACAGCUACUUGUGCUUUACGAGGAUGGAUCAGUUCGCAAUUUCGACCUCAAGACGCAGGAAGCGCUUUCGACGGCGCAGGGAAAAUCGAACGAAGCGAUCUCGCUCGUUGUCGGAAAAAGCUACAGUCUCGUCGGCUUCGCUGAUUGUACUGUUGGCCUGCUUGUGUCGACUCCAGAAGGGCUCAAGUUCGCGGAUCACUUCAAACCGGAGGCGAAUGAGAAAAAGGAAGAAGGAGAAGAGCCACAUCCGAUCGAAGCGGUCGACAUUUGGAGUGGAAAUGGAGAUUUGUUUGCUGCGGCGAGUUUAUCCGGAUUUCUGUACAUUUAUGAAAACAGGAAAAUACGACUGAAGCUAUUUCAUCCAGACGGAGUCAAUAGGGUGAAGUUUUGCCCAGGAGAUAAACCACGGGUGAUAACAACAUGCUUAGAUGGAAAAUUGAGAAUCUGGGACUGCCGUAGUGGCGAUUUGCUCAUCACGCUCCAUGGUCACCGUGAUCAAAUCCUCGACAUGACUCUAGUCGGUCAUUGCUGUGCCACCGCAUCCGACGACACUACUGUAAGAUACUGGGAUCUCAAUGAGCUCGAAGAAAAUCCUUCCGUCUGA
Messenger RNA from Oikopleura dioica, 1200 nucleotides. Lineage: Eukaryota; Metazoa; Chordata; Appendicularia; Copelata; Oikopleuridae. The record is from the annotation of a GenBank genome assembly.